CCGAUUAUAUAACGCUCAUUACACGGUCAUUGCGUUCGAGCGCCAAAAUUUUGUUCCAACGUUCUUCGCAAGGAAAACCUUUCACUAUUAACAUGAAGGCUUUUUACUUAUGGGGUUUGUUCAGUGUUUUUAUAAUUGUUUGCAAGGCAAAGUCUGAAGCGAGAGAUGAUUUUCAUCCACACCACGUGAUUAGAAAAAGGGGUGCCGUCAGAUACCAUCGUCUGUUAUGGCCAGCGGUGAUCGAUUAUGAUUACAAGGUGGUGAGAGUGAAUAUCCCGUACACAAUCAAGACAGGAUUCUGGUGGUUCUUUGGCCUUGGUAAUAAUGAUGUGAAGAUGAUAAAAGAAGCAAUGGCUGGUAUCGAGAAACACACGUGUCUACGGUUUGUGCCUCGCGAAAGCCAAAAAGAUUAUGUGGAAUUCUACAAAGAUCAGAGUAACGCAUGUGAGUCCAGUAUUGGUCGUCAAAGAGGCAAACAAACCAUCGCUCUGGGAGACGGCUGCAUGAGUCCUGGUCACGUGUCCCACGAAAUUAUGCACACGUUAGGAUUUUUCCACGAGCACACGCGACCAGACAGAGACAACUAUAUAAAAAUUCUAUGGGACAACAUCAAGAAAG
Actinia tenebrosa (Australian red waratah sea anemone) is the source of this 618-nucleotide messenger RNA. RefSeq names its product astacin-like metalloprotease toxin 2. Lineage: Eukaryota; Metazoa; Cnidaria; Anthozoa; Actiniaria; Actiniidae. The record is from RefSeq and is a predicted model, not a curated record. Gene Ontology annotation, molecular function: zinc ion binding; protein binding; metalloendopeptidase activity. Gene Ontology annotation, biological process: proteolysis.